Molecule: messenger RNA, 672 nt
Organism: Lonchura striata (white-rumped munia)
Lineage: Eukaryota; Metazoa; Chordata; Aves; Passeriformes; Estrildidae
Source: RefSeq, a predicted model, not a curated record
AUGUGGAUUGCAGGCCUGGACUCUCUCAUGCUUGAUUUGUAUGCACUUGAAGGAUUUGAACAAUACUGCUCUGAGAUAUUAUGUGCUCAAACAGCUCCGUUUAAUAUUUCAGCUCCAUCCAUGAGCUACAGUUGCUAUGGUGAUAUAAGUGCUCUUCAAGCCCCCACGAUCUCCUGUACACCUGUAAGAGCCUCUGAUUGUGCAGGAUAUGCCAUGAUACGGAGGACUGCUGAGGCAGACCUCAUACGCCUGAGGAGAUACGAGAUCCCAAUUAAGAGAGUAGCCAGAAACCUCUGCUUGGACCCAGCACUCAUCGGAGCCAUCAUGUCCCAGGAGAGCCGUGUCGGCCUGCUCCUGGACAACGGCUGGGACCAGGGACGCCAGAAGUACGGCCUGAUGCAGAUCAGCAGGCAGCAACUGCAACCUUAUGUGGCGUGGGAUAGUGAAGAACACAUAAAUCAAUGCUCAAAUAUCCUGGUUCUUUCCAUUAAUGAAGUACGGGCAAGACAUCCCACCUGGACCUGGGACCGGCAGCUGAGAGGGGGAAUCUGCACCUACCAUGCAAGAAUGGGCAACCUCCAGGUCUACGAGGAGGACCCAUGCAGCAGCGACUACAACUACGUCAACAGCGUGAUUAGGCGAGCCCAGUACUUUAAGAGAAACGGGUUCUAG